Aspergillus bombycis is the source of this 642-nucleotide messenger RNA. Its product is annotated as HAD family hydrolase. The record is from RefSeq and is a predicted model, not a curated record. Gene Ontology annotation, biological process: dephosphorylation; DNA repair. The transcript is spliced from 2 exons. The coding region runs from base 1 to 642 and encodes 213 amino acids. Lineage: Eukaryota; Fungi; Ascomycota; Eurotiomycetes; Eurotiales; Aspergillaceae. Gene Ontology annotation, molecular function: phosphoglycolate phosphatase activity.
AUGCCCCCCACCACCCUGGCCAUCUUCGACUUCGACGGCACCCUCUUCGACACCCACGAGUCCAUCUCGCAAACCAUCCAACUGACCUUCGAGGCUCUCCUCCCCACCCACGCGCCUCCGCAACCCGAAGUCCACCGCCUAAUUGCCAGCGGCGCCGGCCUCUCCGACACCUUCCGCGCCCUCCAUCCGGACCCCGCCACGUUCGCCCUCCACGAAACCGCCUGGAUCGACAAAUACCGCGCCCUCUACGCAACCCACGGCCAGCUCCUCAUCAAAGCCUUCCCCGGCGCCCAGGCCCUCUUGGCCGAGCUCCAGGCCCACACCGUGCCCAUCGCCAUCGUCAGUAACAAGGGCGUGGCCGCGGUGAAGACGGCGCUGGAGAGGAACGGGCUGGCCGGGUAUGUGCCCGAGGACCUGAUCGUCGGGGACAAGACACCUGGGGCGCAGCGGAAGCCGGAUCCCGCCAGCUUUGUGGACGUCCUGGUGCCGGUCUUGGAGGGGAAGUUUGGCGUAAAGGUGGCGGCGGACGGCGUGCUGGUGGUGGGGGAUACGGUGGCCGAUAUUCAGGCGGCGUGCGAGGGGUUGGGGCCCGAUUAUGUGGUGGAUUCGUUGGGGGAGGUGGUGGGCAUUAUCAAGGGUUGA